Argentina anserina (silverweed cinquefoil) is the source of this 582-nucleotide messenger RNA. RefSeq names its product wall-associated receptor kinase-like 6. Gene Ontology annotation, cellular component: plasma membrane. Gene Ontology annotation, biological process: protein phosphorylation; cell surface receptor signaling pathway. Lineage: Eukaryota; Viridiplantae; Streptophyta; Magnoliopsida; Rosales; Rosaceae. Gene Ontology annotation, molecular function: ATP binding; protein serine/threonine kinase activity. The record is from RefSeq and is a predicted model, not a curated record.
AUGGUCAGGAAAAGGUGGAAAUGUACUAUUUAUAAAGGAAUAGCAGAUGGAAAGAUUGUCGCAGUGAAGUAAGACCAUUCUAUAAUAGCUAUUGGAGGUGAAGUAAGACCAUUCAUAAAUGAUAACAUUGUUGUUCUUUCAUAAAUUAUUAAUAGAAAUGUGGUUAAAUUAUUGGGUUGCUGUUUAGAAACUGUAAUUCCACUUUUGGCUUAUGAAUUCAUACCCAAUGGAACCCUUUAUCAUUAUAUUCAACAUCAAAAUAAAAUGCGCUUACGUGUUGCCACUGAAGAUGCGGGAGUUCUUUCGUAUAUGUACUCUGUAACUUCUACUCCGAUUUAUCACCGAAUAUCAAAUCUUCUAACAUUUUCUUAUGUUAAAUAUAAGGUCAAAGUAGCAGACUUUGGGACAUCAAGAUAUGUUUUAGUUAAGAAAAGUCAUCUUACCAUGUCACAAGUUCAAGGAACAUUUGGUUAUUUGGACCCCGAGUACUUUCAAACCAACCAAUUUACAGACAAUAGUGACAUUUAUAACUUUGGUGUUGUCCUUGCUGAACUCUUGACUAGAAAAAAAACCAAUCAUUAA